Molecule: messenger RNA, 1478 nt
Organism: Anopheles stephensi (Asian malaria mosquito)
Lineage: Eukaryota; Metazoa; Arthropoda; Insecta; Diptera; Culicidae
Exons: 4
Coding region: 28-657 (209 amino acids)
Source: RefSeq, a predicted model, not a curated record
AGGCUCAUUUGUAUCAGGGUCAUCGUCAUGGUCAAACGCACGUGCUUGGUGUUCCGUGCGUUACUGUGCGUUGGUAUAAUUUGCACACCAACAAUCGACGGUGCUCAGGACAUCUUCUCCAUACUGAAACCGGGCAAUCCGCUUGGAACGAUCGGACGUAAGAAGCUGUUCGUGACCCGGGUCGGUCAGUGUGUGGGCAAGAAAAAUCUUCCCGUGUAUGUGCCGGAUAUGCGCAUUACGGCGUACAAUCGGACCAGCUACGUUGUCAGCGGUGAGGCACACUUCCGGGAGGACGUCCCGCAAUAUCGGCUCUCGGUGGCAAUCAAGCAGUGUGACGAUAUACGGGCAACGGUCAACUGUCGGCCGUUUCUGAGCAACAUCGUCAACGCGGACGGUUGUGCGCUGCUGCAGGCAUCCGGUGCGAUGUAUAACGAAUAUCUGCAAAAGUUCCAACCACCGCUCAAGUGUCCAUUUUGGAACGGGACGUACGUGAUGGGCGCAACGUUGGUAGACGAUGCAUUGGUGAAAUAUUUACCAGGUUCCGGGAGCACCUUUUGGGAGGUACGAAUGACGGGCCGGGUAAAGGAGCGUUUAAUGUUUUGCGUAGUCAUGCAGCUGAAUGUUAGACCCAAAAAAAUGACCACUAACCGCAACUGAGCGGAAUGAUGACAGCAGGAAGCUUCUAUACAGUAGUAAUAGAUUGCACACAGGUCAAAUGAGUUGUAACACAAUAAAUUGCAAUUUUAGAACAAAAGUAACGGAAUAUUUAGCGUUAUUUAAUAUAAAUCUAGAGCCAUUUAGCGAUAUUCAAUAUAAGUCAAAGAAGUUUGCUCUUGCGACAAGUUGACGAAAGACUCAUUCGGAACGCUAGUGCCAGAUGUAUAACAAAUGACUAUGAUCUAACUAGAACCUCUGUGCGCCUAAAAGUCUGCAAUUCUUGCCGCAACAUAAUCCUGUUAAAAAUUACCGGCUAUUUUAAAUUGUUACGCCAGCUUUGGUUUCUUGAGCUCAGACGCAACUGGUUCAAUGCAUUAACGAAGUAGCCUUUGCUACAUUAGUCAGAUCGGGUGUAAAUUAUUCUGUCUUCGCCGCCAACCGGAACAGAUUCAAAUUCAAAAUGGAAGAACAACCAAUUUGGAACAAUUUUGCAGAAAUGCUUGGUGGAACGUUCAUCACCGAUUGGCUGCAAACAGUCGAUGUGCUCUCGGUGGUACUCUUCACCUGCGGCGUAACACUGUUCUACCUCGUAAUGAACAUGGCCCUUCGUAUAUUUUCGCUACUCUUUUGGCCAGCGGUAGUAGUGAUCGGUUUGCUGUUUUUUCGCAAUGAAUCCUUUGCCGCCUUAGUAACGGAAAGCGUCAAACGAAUCUCGCAAUCGGCACUACACGAAAUGCUUCCCGCACAAUGAGUGUAUCAAAAUCGAAUUCGUUAAAUAAAAUAAUUUUAUUACACUAAACAAUUUUGCAUAAUCUCACAAA